GGGGAAGAGAUGCAGAUGCCGGAGGAAGAUGAGGAUUAUGGCGAUGAAGUAGGGGUAGACCCAAAUUCGCAUUCUCUGUACAGGAGUGAAAUGUAUUUUUCGACGUCCAGUGACAAAGACAGAGAAUGGAGAGCGAUGAACGCAGUUUAGAAAGUGAUACAAGGCCGCAGCUUAUGUCGCGUAGUGGGAGGGUGAACGAGUGGACAGGGGGGAAAGAAAAACGCCAGAGGGUGGGCAAGGGCCCGGCAGGCUGAUAUGGGGUGGGGCGCGAGUUAAAAUUUAAAAAUUUGGGCCGUUCCCGGGGGUAUCGUUCGCCUUCCGUCUGGCAGGUCUCCGGUGGCUCUUUUUCGGGUGCCGCUUCCCGGCGUCGUGGCGUUCCCCUGUGUGUGGGGAGGCAGAUUUUUUUGUUGGGUGGCCUCGGGCUUGUGUUUUUUCGCUUCCCUGUGUCUUUUCCUUCGUUCGGGGGGUGGUCUCCUUGUUGUCCGGCCCUUUUGCGGAUAACCCUGGUGUCGUCCUUUUGAUUGGACCUUCCGAUCCGGCGUUGCAAAGUCGAUUUUUUUGACUUUGCGACGCCGCGUCCUGCAGGAAAACACCUUUUCGGCGCUUCACGAAAGUGUCGUAAAUCCCGAAGUACAGCGUUUUCGGGAAUGUUUUCGGGAUUUGGGCAUUUUCGCAUGAGUCCGAAAGGGUGUUUUCCCGCAGGACUUAGCACUUCACUUAGAGGGCUGAUUUAGCAGCCCAUUUAGAGGGCUGAUUUAGCAUGCGAUUUAGCAUGCUAUUUAGAGCCCUCAUUUAGCAUGCCCAUUUAGCAUGCGAUUUAAAGCCUUUCGAUUUAGAGGGGUGAUUUAGCAUGCGAUUUAGAGCGGGGUCGAUUUAGAGUGCCGAUUUAGCAUGGUCAUAUAGAGUGCGAUUUAGAGUCCUCGGGGCCGGGUUCUUCAUUCGCAAGUCGGUCGUGGGUUUUGGGUUCGUGCACCCUACAAACCGCCUCGGGGAACUGCCCUGCUUUUGUCCACUUAUUCUGGGUCUGUCGGUAUGAUCUCCCCGUGUAGGAUAGGUAGUAGGUUGCGCAGCAGUUUUCUUCCCGGACUGCCUCUUUCCGGCCGCGACCCUUCCUCCCACCACACUUCGCGCGAUAUGUCGCCCGCGCAUUCCCCGUGGACAAUAUUUCCAGAAAAUCCCAGACAGAGAAUGGAGAGCGAUGAACGCGGUUUAGAAAGUGAUUAUCCACAACUUGUGCUCUGCAGUAGUUCUUGGAAGUAGAUCUACCUCCAAUCUAUUACGGGUAGCGCGACGAAUGGCAUCCAAAUUUGUUAAUACCAAUCAAACCGAAAGUUUAGGACGCCUGGAAGGUAUACUGGACGCCCUGCCAGUGUAAUGAGUUUUCAGUUUAGGUUAUUUGUCUCCUUUUGUGUUCCGAGGGCGAUUCAACGAACUGUG
Messenger RNA from Amoebophrya sp. A120, 1437 nucleotides. The record is from the annotation of a GenBank genome assembly. Lineage: Eukaryota; Dinophyceae; Syndiniales; Amoebophryaceae.